Molecule: messenger RNA, 2481 nt
Organism: Pygocentrus nattereri (red-bellied piranha)
Lineage: Eukaryota; Metazoa; Chordata; Actinopteri; Characiformes; Serrasalmidae
Product: tripartite motif-containing protein 16-like protein
Exons: 6
Coding region: 57-1718 (553 amino acids)
Molecular function (GO): protein binding; zinc ion binding
Source: RefSeq, a predicted model, not a curated record
AGGAAGCGAAACUGAUCUCAGAGAGCUGCUCUCUCUCAGUCUGUGAGGGCAGGAAAAUGGCCAGUAUUUCAGUAGAUCAGGACCAGUUCAGCUGUCCAGUCUGUCUGGAUCUGCUGAAGGAUCCAGUGACGACUCCCUGUGGACACAGUUUCUGUAUGGUGUGUAUUAAUGGCUGCUGGGAUCAGGAGGAUCAGAGGGGGGUCUACAGCUGCCCCCAGUGCAGAGAGACCUUCACUCCGAGGCCUGUUCUACGCAGAAACAAUGUUAUAGCUGAAGUGGUGGAGAAACUCAAGAAGACAGAACUCCAAGCUGGUUCUCCUGCUCUCUGUUACGCUGGACCUGGAGAUGUGGAGUGUGAUUUCUGCACUGGGAGAAAACGCAAAGCCAUCAAGUCCUGUUUGGUGUGUGUAGCGUCUCUUUGUGAAGCUCAUCUUAAACCUCAUCUGAAAAUUCCAGCCUUGGUUAAACAUAAGCUGGUUACAGCCUCUUCAAAAGUACAAGAGAAGAUCUGCCCUCAACAUGAUAAACUGAUCGAGAUCUACUGUCGUACUGACCAGCAGUUUAUCUGUUAUUUGUGUACAAUGGAUGAACACAUGGGACACAGCACGGUUGCAGCUGUAGCAGAAAGAAAAGACAAACAGAAUGAGCUGAAGGAGAUGCAGAGGAGAUCUCAGCAGAGACUCCAGGAGAAAGAGAAGAAGCUGCAGGAGGUGAAACAGGCUGUGAAGACUCUUAAGAGCUCUGCACAGGCAGCAGUGGAGGACAGUGAGAGGAUCUUUACUGAGCUGAUCCGCUCCAUUGAGAAAAAGCGCUCUGAGGUAACAGAGCUGAUCAGAGCUCAGGAGGAGGCUGAACUGAGUAGAGCCGAAGAACUCCUGGAGCAACUGGAGCAGGAGAUUGCUGAUCUAAAGAGGAGAGAGGCUGAGCUGGAGCAGCUUUCACACACAGAGGAUCACGUCCAGUUCCUCCAGAGCUUCAAGUCUCUCUGUGUCUCUUCUGGAUCUGAGGACUCACCCAGCAUCUCUGUUCAUCAUCAUCUCUCAUUUGAUGGAAUGAGGAAAUCUCUCUCUGAUCUGAAGGAGAGACUAGAGGAAUUCUGCAAGCAGGAAUUCAGGAAAAUCUCUCCACAUGUUUCAGCAGUUCAGAUGAUUUUACCCUCAGAGGCAAAAACCAGAGAAGAUUUUCUACAGUAUUUCCGUCGUCUGACUCUGGAUCCCAACACAGUAAAUCAGUACCUCAGUCUGUCUGAGGAGAACAGAGUGGUGAUCAGUGGGAAAGACCAGUGUUACUCUGACCAUCCAGAGAGAUUUGACUUCUGGUAUCAGGUGUUGAGUAAGGAGAGUGUGAGUGGACGCUGUUACUGGGAGGUUGAGUGGAGCGGUAAGGGAUGGCUGUACAUCUCAGUCUCAUAUAAAGGGGUCAGCAGAAAAGGACAGAGUAAUGAAACCUGGUUUGGACACAACAGUCAGUCCUGGAGUCUGCAGUGUUCUCCCCCUCUCUCUUUCUAUCACAACAACAUUCAGACUAAGAUCUCAGCCUCAUCCUCCUCCAGAAUAGGAGUGUAUGUGGAUCACAGUGCAGGAACUCUGUCCUUCUACAGCGUCUCUGACACACUGACCCUCCUACACACAGUCCACACCACAUUCACUCAGCCGCUCUAUGCUGGAUUCUGGCUUCAAUAUAUUGGAACAACUGUGAGGUUCUGUGACCCAAAAUAAUGUAACUAUGUUUCAGUUCUUAAUUAUUAGGUUUUAAAUUACUGAAAUUGCUGCUUUAUAAUUGAUUUGUUUACUUUAUAACAGGAAGUUAAAAGUAGAAAUGAUUUUUAUUUAAAGAUUCUAAAACAUCCUUCGUAUAAAAUCCAUUUUCACAAUAAAUAAAAGCUAAAUAUGAUGAAAGGAUCAGAAAAUAUGACUAAAUGUUCUUUACACAAUAAACUAUAACACAAUAAUAUUAUAAAACAUGGAAGCUGAACAGCAAACAAUUAACAAGCUGCAACAACCAGAAACAAAAAGUGGAAAUAAAUUCAUAUUUGAUCACAUGUUCAUUUAUAAAGACGUCACCAGAAGAGACGUGUGGUCAGAACUUUAUAUGAAAUAGAGCUCUUUGAAGAGCCGGUAAGCUGUAGGGGGUGGAGCCUGUUUUUGGGGGCAUGUUUGUGUUUGUUUAUGUGAGGGAGUUUGGGAUGUGUUACAUUUGAUCCUUUCAUAUUGACAGAUUAUUGUUGAGGUUAUUGUUGUGAUUAUUGUUGAGGUUAUUGUUGUGAUUAUUGUUGUGUUAAUGUCCUCUUGGUUCUUAUGUGUUGGGUGGUGGGUUCUCUCACCUGUGGGAGAAUAAUCUGACCACUGCAUGUGUCUGUGAGAGAGCGCAGGGUUGUUGGGGGUCUGGGGGGCUCUAGUCUGUCAGUGGUAAAGAACAGAGAACUGAUGUUUAAUUUGUUUAUUCACUGUAGAUAAAAAAUAAAAGCUUCUAAACACUAAA